AUGGCAACCUGUGAUGCAAAGUUUACGUUCACAUCAGCCAGUAUAGGAAGCUAUGGAGGACAAACUGAUGGAGCUUACAGUAUUUUCCAACAAUCAGCCUUCGGAUGUGCCCUUCUAGAGAAUAGAUUGCCACUACCACCGAAAGCCCCUCUGUGGAAUGGAGACACAGAUAAUUUACCACAUUUUUUUGUGGGCGAUGCUGCGUUUCCUCUCAAGGAAAGCUUAAUGCGUCCCUACACUGGCACCCAACUUAGUCGAAGCAACGAAGUUUUCAAUUACCGGCUAUCGCGAGCUCGCCGUGUAAUAGAAAACAGUUUCGGAAUUUUAAAUGCUCGGUGGCGUGUCCUGCGGCAAGUAAUUGACUGUAAUCCAGAAAAUUGCGAGAAAAUUAUGUUGGCGUGUUUAGUUCUGCACAACUUUGUGAUGCUUAACGAUCACAAACUUUGGUAUUGCCCAGACCAAUAUGUGGACGCAUAUAGCACGGAGCAUGGCACAGUAAAUGGAGAAUGGCGUAAUGAAUUGGAAAGUAUUGGUGGUCCAUUGCCAUCAACAACUUCUUCACGACGCAACGCAACUUCUGCAGUAUUUCGUAUUAGGGACAGAUUGACGGAUUUCUUUUUAAAUCAAGGGGCGGUUACACUUUAG
Rhagoletis pomonella (apple maggot) is the source of this 645-nucleotide messenger RNA. Its product is annotated as protein ALP1-like. The coding region runs from base 1 to 645 and encodes 214 amino acids. NCBI's taxonomy places the organism in Eukaryota, Metazoa, Arthropoda, Insecta, Diptera, Tephritidae. The transcript has 3 exons. The record is from RefSeq and is a predicted model, not a curated record.